CCUGUCCUUUGUGGCUCCAGCCUUCAUGAGGAGAGAGAAGCCCAGCCAGGUGAGAGUCUGCUCACCUGAAGAGACGGACUCUGAGGAGGUGCAGCUCUGGACCUCUGGAUUGACCGGUGCUCGAGUGUGGAAGCCACCAACAGUCAGACAGGGGUCUCUACAACAGCCCAGUACGUCAGAUGCAGUUUCUGUACAGAGUCACUCAGGGUGGGGCUGGAGUGACCAGGAGGUCUCUGGAGGGACCACUCCUUCUCAUCCAGAGAUCGACCCCCCCGGAGGAGGAGUAGAGAGGGGCUCUGCAGUCCAGGAGGAGGUCUCCUUGGUCUGUGAUGAGUGUAGGACUUUCUUCCUCGAAGAGUGCGAGGUCCACGGUCCUAUCGUCUUCAUGGCUGAUCGCCCCGUUGCUGUCGGAGAGAAAGACAGAGCCAAGAAGACGCUGCCCGCUGGGUUUGAGAUCAGAGAUUCUGGGAUCCCUGGGGCCGGUCUAGGGGUGUUUUACUGUGGAGACGGUGGCCUUCCCAUUGGAACACACUUUGGACCCUACGAAGGACACAGGACCGAUGAAGAGGGAGCCCUGGAGAGUGGAUACUCCUGGGAGACACAAUGA
Gadus morhua (Atlantic cod) is the source of this 607-nucleotide messenger RNA. RefSeq names its product probable histone-lysine N-methyltransferase PRDM7. The transcript has 6 exons. The record is from RefSeq and is a predicted model, not a curated record. The coding region runs from base 26 to 607 and encodes 193 amino acids. Lineage: Eukaryota; Metazoa; Chordata; Actinopteri; Gadiformes; Gadidae.